Colletotrichum karsti is the source of this 1905-nucleotide messenger RNA. Its product is annotated as cytochrome p450 monooxygenase. The transcript has 6 exons. Lineage: Eukaryota; Fungi; Ascomycota; Sordariomycetes; Glomerellales; Glomerellaceae. The coding region runs from base 1 to 1905 and encodes 634 amino acids. The record is from RefSeq and is a predicted model, not a curated record. Gene Ontology annotation, molecular function: oxidoreductase activity, acting on paired donors, with incorporation or reduction of molecular oxygen; heme binding; iron ion binding.
AUGUUUGGCCUCUUGAAUGAGGGCUCCGUUGUGCCCACGAUGGUUGUGUUAACCCUCCUAGCCAUAGGGUUGACGCUGCGAGCAGUCAUCCGAGCCGCGUUGUCGCCACUGAAAUACAUCCCAGGCCCGUGGUACACCCACUUCACCCACUACGUAUUGAAGUACCACGUAGUAGUGGGCAGGCGGAUAUACUACGUCCACGACUUGCACCGCAAGUACGGAGACAUCGUGCGCCUCAGCCCCGACGAAGUCUCCGUGGCCACCGCAGACGGCCACCGCCAGAUCUACGCCACGAAUUCACAGUGCCUCAAACACGAGUGGUACUUGAAGUUUGGCGGCCACAACGAACCCGGCCUAUUCACGAUGCGGAACCCGAGGGAGCACGCGAAGCGCAGGAAGAUGUUCGCCAGGGCAUUCAGCAAGUCUCAGCUCAGAACUCAGUGGGAAGACGUCAUCGCCGCGAUCACCCGGGAGGGGGUGCGCAAGAUCGCGGAGCAGUUGCGGCGGGACGGCGAGGUCGACGUUCUCAAGUGGUUCACAUUCAUGGCGUCGGACGUCUCUGGCGAGCUGAUGUUCGGAGAAUCCUGGGACAUGCUACGCAAAGGCGAAAAAAACGAGUUCAUCCGAUCCAUAGAAAUCUUCACCCAAGUCUCCGGCCUCACCGCGGAGCUCCCGCUUCUCAAGCCCCUGGGCCGCCUUGUCCCGCUCCCCUGGUUCCGAACCGCGUUCCGCGGAUGGGACUACGUCAUCGACUACGCGUCCCGCGCCGUGGACAACAGCAAGAAGCUGACCCAGCUGGGCGAGCGCAACAUCUUCGGCACGAUUCUCGCCAAUGCGGAGAAGGGUGAGACCCUGACCGAGUGGGACAUCAAGAACGAGGCGGGAAACUUCACCGUCGCGGGGACCGACACGACGGCCGUCACGCUGUCCUACUUGGUCUACGCCGUGCUGUCGCAUCCGAGGAUCCAAGCGGAGAUCGAGGCCGAGGUCGCGAGGUUGCCCGAAGACUUCCGCGAUGCGGAUGUGGAAGAGCUGAAGUGGCUCAACGCGGCCCUGAGCGAGACGAACCGGCUGUUCGCCGCGGCGCAGGGGGCGUUCCCGCGACGAACUCCGCCCGGCGGUCUCACGAUCGAAGGGUACGCCGUGCCCGGGAACACGACCAUCAGCGCCCAAGGCUACACGAUGCAUCGUAAAGAGGAGCUUUUCCCAGACGCAUUGGAGUUUAAACCGGAGCGAUGGUUCCCCGAAUCGAACAUGCCGGCGGAAGCCAAGGCGGUAGUCGCGCCGUUUGGGUCUGGGUCUCGCAUUUGCAUUGGCAUCCACGUGGCAUAUAUCGAGAUGAGCUGCGAGAAUGUUACCGGCCCGACUCAUGAACAGACGGCCACGGAAUUGGCAAAGAAGGAAAAUUUCGAUUACAUAUGGAUCGACAAAUUCUGCAUCGCCCAAACCGACGACACGGACAAGGCCCAGGAGGUGAGGAAGAUGCGCGACUACUACAGGAACGCGGGGACAGGAAUCGUCCUCACACCGGAGCUCGACACCAGGAAGGGGAGACUGCGUCGUUCCGUCCGUGGCCGGCAGCGAAUUGGGCCACGAGAGGCUGGACGCUGCAGGAAGCCGCCAUGCCCCGAAAGUAUCGUCUCCAGGGAAUGGGCGGGCGUACAGGCAAACCACACCGCCUACGAGGCGGAGGACCACGUGGAAGGCGAAGUGUUGUUCGGCCGGGCGAGAGGUCGUCCGUACUUGUACGAGGAUCUCGAGAUCGCGUGGAGCAAGAAAUCCGAAGAGGGUGUUGGGCCGGAAGGAGGACACGAUUAUCGCGUAUCUGGGGCUGGUCAAGAACGGAAGUUCCGUGAAUGCGAGAUAUGGCAGCGGCCUGAGGGACAUGUUGAAGGAGGCGAUUGA